AUGGCGUCCCUCGUGACGCGCAAGGGACUCGACGUGUCGGCUCUCGACGCGCGCCAGUACGAGACGUUUACACUGGCGAAUGCGCUGCAAGUGCUGGUGGUCUCGGACCCCGUGACGGAGAAAUCAGCAGCGGCGAUGGACGUGCACGUCGGGCAUCAGAGCGACCCCAGUCACUUGCCCGGACUUGCCCAUUUUGUCGAACAUAUGCUCUUUUUGGGCACGCACAAGUACCCAAAUGAAAACAGCUACAAACGAUUUCUAAGUGCCCAUAGUGGGCGCAGCAAUGCGUCGACGUCCCAGACGUCGACGAAUUUCUACUUCGACGUGCUGAGCGAGCACUUGUACGAAGGAUUGGACCGAUUCGCGCAGUUUUUCAUUGCCCCGUUGUUCACCAGCUCAGCAACGGAACGGGAAAUACAUGCCGUGAAUUCCGAGAAUGCCAAGAAUUUGCAAAAUGAUCAUCGACGACUCUAUCAGCUGCAGAAGUCGCUGUCGAAUCCACUGCAUCCGUUCCACAAAUUCGGUACGGGCAAUAUCGAGACGCUCGGGACGAUCCCGAGAGCGCAAGGCGUAGACGUCCGUGCGGCUUUGCUCGAGUUCCACGCCACCUACUACUCUGCAAGCAUCAUGAAGCUCGUGAUUUGUGGCAAAGAGAGCAUUGCAACGCUGAAAAUCUGGGCUGAGGAGCUGUUUUCUGAUAUUCAGAAUUCGGGACGAGCGCGUCCGACUUUUGGCGAUGUUGUGCCGUUCGACGAGACGAGACUGGCGCGUGUGGUGCAAGUAGCACCAGUGAAAGACCUUCGUGUGAUUGAUGUCUCGUGGCCUUUGCCAUCGCUGCAUUGGGAUUUUCGGACAAAACCGACAAGGAUCUUGUCGCAUUUGAUCGGGCAUGAAGGACCAGGAUCGAUCUUGAGCUACUUGAAAACGCAAAAAUGGGCCAACGGGCUGUCAGCAGGGCUUUUCCGUGAUCAUGAGGAUUGGGCACUGUUUAGUGUGAAGAUUGAGGCGACGGAUGCAGGCAUCAAACAUGUGAAUGAUGUCGUGGAAGCAGUGUUCCAGUAUAUACAGACUCUCCAGCAAGAGGCUCCGUUUGCGCCAUGGAUUUUCCAAGAGACGCAAAACUUGGCGUUGCAGAAUUUCCGCUUCAAGAGCAAGGAGAACCCCAUCACUUACACGAGCCGCCUGGCAAAUGUGAUGCACCGCUAUCCCGCCAAGUAUAUUCUUUCGGGCAGCUACGUCUUGUAUGAGUGCGAUGGCAAGAAGGUCCAGCAGAUCUUGGAUCUACUUACUGCGCAUCGCAUGCGCCUAACGGUGGUCAGCAAAACGUUCGAAGGCAAAACGAAGAGUGUGGAGAAGUGGUACCAGACCUGUUAUUCAGAAAGCGCACUUGAUGCUGAGCUUCUUCAGCGUUGGGCAUCGCCUGCUCUGAAUACAGCACUGAAACUCCCCCAUCGUAACGAGUUCAUCUGUAGCGACUUCAGCAUCGUGACGCCUGCUCGCAAAGUGUCCGCGUUGAUGGGCAAGCAGGACACGGGCGCAUCUCCACCGAUGCUGCUGCAGCAGGAUGAACAGUGUCGCUUAUGGUACAAGCCGGACAUACUGUUUCGCAAACCAAAGUUAAUGCUGCACUUCUUGCUGUACUCGUCGUCACUGUCCACUAGCCCGUACCAUGCAGUGCUGACGAGCUUGUUUGUGCGCUACCUGAAAGACAAGCUUACGGAAGUGUCCUAUGAUGCAGAGCUUGCUGGUAUGGAGUAUGAGAUUGGCUUCAAUUCUCGCUCGCUUGAAUUGCACGUUGGUGGAUAUUCGCACAAGCUCCCAAGUUUGCUGUGCAAAGUGUUCCAGCAGAUGCUGGAAAUGACCAAGGCUGACUAUGAGUACGAAAGCGCAGUCUUUGAGCGCGUGAAAGACCGUACAAAACGGAUGUACGAGAACUGUUUUCUCGAGGAGCCCUAUCAGCACGCCGUGCACGUGUGCAGUCAGCUGUUGGAAACCUCAAGAUGGAGUGUAGAAGACAAGAUUCGAGCUAUUGGACAUCUAUCCCUGUCUGACCUAGCAGCUCACAGCCGACUCAUUUUCCAGCAGGUGUUCGUGGAAGGCUUCUUCUAUGGCAAUCUCCAGCAGAGCGCAGCUCCACCUUUGAUGCAAAAAGUGCUGCAACACUUCGGUUUUGUCAACAAGGAAUACGUGAGUGGAGGCAGCUUUCCGCUGUUACGUAGCCAAACCACAAAGCCACGAAUCGUGCGUCUGGAGGAUGCCACCGAGUACGUCUUCCAGCGACGUGAAUGGAACAAAGCUAACCUCAACUCUGCGAUCUGCACGCUAUACCAGUUAGAAUGUGAAACGGAAGCAAGCAAUAUGGCUCUUCGUGCGCGUCUCGAGCUGUUUGCGCACAUCUUCAAGGAGCCUUGCUUCAACCAGCUUCGCACACAGGAGCAGCUCGGAUACCUGGUGUUCUCAGGGAUCAUGCACAUGGAAGGCGUCGUCUACUUUCGCGUCUUGAUCCAGUCGGACGUGGCGUCGCCGCAACUAUUGGAUCAGCGUAUAGAGCUGUUUGUGGCACGCUUCCGAUCUGUAAUUGCUGAGAUGCCAGCCGACGUUUGGGUGAAACAGGUGAACGCCGUUGCCAAGGCUUUACUGGAAAAGCCGAAACAUGAGCUGGACGAAUCCAUGCGCGCUUGGCGUGAGAUUGCAAACGAAAUGUUUGUCUUUGACCGACGUCAGCGCAUGGCAGCAAUCGUGUCGACUCUGCAGCCGAGAGACCUUUUGGCAUUUUAUGACUCUUUCAUUGCCGGUAAAGGCGAACGACGAAGCAAGCUGAGCAUUCGCCUGUACGGCGCGAAGCACGCGUUCCCCGAGCUCAUCACUACUGAGCUUUUCAGUCCCAGUCUAUCAACUACCGCGUCGACGGGCUUGGCCGCAGCAAUGCUUUUCGAGCAGCAACUGGGCGUUGGCGCCAGAGGCCGCAGCGAUGUUGGGAACCCGCCCAAGCUGAUUGGUGACAUUGUCACCUUCAAACGACAGAUGUCGCUUUUCCCAGAGCGUGCCGCCAGUGACCCCGUCGCAGCCAGAUCAUAG
Messenger RNA from Hyaloperonospora brassicae, 3078 nucleotides. The record is from the annotation of a GenBank genome assembly. NCBI's taxonomy places the organism in Eukaryota, Oomycota, Peronosporomycetes, Peronosporales, Peronosporaceae.